This is a messenger RNA of Hyphopichia burtonii NRRL Y-1933, 1794 nucleotides long. RefSeq names its product mannosyl-oligosaccharide 1,2-alpha-mannosidase (gene MNS1). Gene Ontology annotation, molecular function: mannosyl-oligosaccharide 1,2-alpha-mannosidase activity; calcium ion binding. Gene Ontology annotation, biological process: N-glycan processing; carbohydrate metabolic process. NCBI's taxonomy places the organism in Eukaryota, Fungi, Ascomycota, Pichiomycetes, Serinales, Debaryomycetaceae. The coding region runs from base 1 to 1794 and encodes 597 amino acids. The transcript has a single exon. Gene Ontology annotation, cellular component: endoplasmic reticulum; membrane. The record is from RefSeq and is a predicted model, not a curated record.
AUGUUAUUUAAAGGCUUCAUUGGAUCACUUUUGCUUUAUGCAUUAUAUUACUUUGUUUCCGAUGGGGGGACCAAGAGUGGCCAAGUUGAUUGGAGAGUUAGACAAGAAGAAGUUAGACAAGUUUUUUUAGAGAGUUGGAAUAGUUAUGAAGAAUAUGCGUGGGGUAAAGAUGUCUUUCAUCCAAUUCUGGGGACUGGAGAAAAUAUGGGACCAAAACCUUUAGGAUGGAUGAUUGUUGAUUCCUUAGAUACAUUGUUACUUAUGGGAUGUGAUGAUGAAUUCGAACGAGCUAAAAAAUGGGUUAAAGAAGAUUUAGAUUAUGGAUUUGAUUAUAAUGUUAAUGUAUUCGAAACAACCAUUAGAAUGUUGGGUGGUUUACUUUCAGCAUUCCAUUUAACAAAUGAUGAUAUGUUUUUAGAUAAGGCCACUGAUUUAGGUAACGCCUUGAUGGGAGGUUUUAAAAGUCCAAGUGGAUUACCGUAUCUGUCAGUUAACUUACAGUCUGGUGAAGGAAUUAAAAAUCACGUUGAUAAUGGUGCAUCAUCAACUGCUGAAGUCUCAACACUACAAUUAGAAUUCAAAUACUUAUCAAAAUUAACCGGUGAAUCCCUUUACUGGGAACAAGUUGAAAAAAUUAUGAAAAUUUUAGAUGAUAAUAAACCAAAAGAUGGUUUAGUACCAAUAUAUGUUCAUCCAGAUACUGGGAAGUAUCAAGGGAGACUAAUUCGUUUAGGCUCAAGAGGUGAUUCUUAUUAUGAAUAUUUAUUGAAACAAUAUUUACAAACUAAUAACGAAGAAUCUAUUUAUUGGAAUAUGUAUAGAGAAUCAGUUGAUGGAGUUAAAAAACAUUUGGUUGGUAAAACAAACCCUGGUCAAUUGACUUUCAUUGGAGAGUUGGAUCACGGUAUUGGAAGAGAAUUAUCUCCUAAAAUGGAUCAUUUGGUUUGUUUUUAUGGUGGAUUAUUGGCUGUUGGUGCAACAAAUGGUUUCACUUUAGAAGAAGCUCGUAAAUCUCCAAAUUGGGAUUCUGAUAAAGAAAGUGAUUUCAAAUUAGGUGAAGAAUUAACUCAUACUUGUUAUAAAAUGUAUCAUGAAGUACCAACCGGAUUAUCACCAGAAAUUGCCGUUUUCAAUGAAAAUCCAAAUAAAGAUCAUGAUUUUUUCAUUAAGAAAUUAGACAGACAUAAUUUACAAAGACCGGAAACCGUUGAAUCAUUAUUUUAUCUUUAUAGAUUAACUAAAGAUGAAAAAUAUCGUGAGUGGGGUUAUGAAAUAUUUCAAAAUUUCGUUAAAUAUACUAAAAUCAUAAAUGAAGACGGUAAAGUUAGUUACACCUCAUUGGAUGAUGUUACUUCUAUCCCACCUAGGAAAAGAGAUAAUAUGGAGAGCUUUUGGUUAGCUGAAACGUUGAAAUACUUAUAUUUAUUAUUUGAUGAAGAUAACAAAAUUCCAUUAGAUCAAUACGUUUUCAAUACUGAAGCUCAUCCUUUCCCAAGAUUUGAUAUGGCUCCUUUAUUCAAAACUGGUUGGGAAAGAAGUGAAAACGAUGAAAGAUCUAAAAUUCAUUAUAAAGGUGCGGUUAAAGAAUAUACAAUGGAAGCAUCUACUGAUGAAGAAGAAUUGAAUAAAAAAUUGAAAAUUGAUAAACAUAAUCCUCCACAAGCUGCUCCGGUUGGUAAAUCAGUCGAAGAUGAAGCUAAAGAAGAAGCUGAAAAAAAUCCCGGUAUUUUAAAUGACGAUAAAAAGGAAAAUAAAGAAAAAUUCGAAAAAAUUUUAGAAAACAUUAAUCCUUAG